UGAUGUAGUAAUACUUAGAAUACAUUUGUGUGUCUCUUAUCAUUGUAUGUCAAGAUUGUGUCAAAAUAUAUGAAUGUCAAUAAAUACACAGUAUUUACAAAUAUUGUUAUGAAAAUUGACAAUUAUAAUUAUGCAAUCAUUACGCUAAAAAUAUUAUAAAAUUAUUAUUUGAUAUAACUCUUAUUCAUAUGUAAGCUUUCUUUUCCUCUCUUCGAUUAAAAUAUGAAAAAAAACAUUUUUAAGAUAUUAAUUGAACUAUGCAAUCACAAGUAAUCACUUUAGUUUGUUGCUAUGGAAUCAAUUCGGCAUCCAAGCAACUCUUUGUUAUUUGAUUUAAUAAUUAAACAUCAGAAGAACGCUUUUAUAUAUGAAUUAAUCCAAUAACUAUUUCAAGUAUUACAAAAAUUUGUAAAAAUAAAAAUGUCUAGAGUAAAAAAACUUCACUUAACCGAAGUUUGUUUAUCACUUGAAGCAGAAGAGAGAAAGCGACGUUUAGGUGGCUUGGAACAACUUCAAACGAUCAUUAGCAAUAAAACAGAACAAUGGAGCAAAGAUGAGAUACUAGAAAUGUGGCAAACAGUGAAUAAAAAUAUUGCUAAAAUUCUCAUAGAUCCUAUAGAAGCUUAUCGAGAUCGUGCUAUUAAUAUUAUUAAGAUAUUUAUCAAUCGUUUACCAGUGCUCGAAAAGAAUAUUAUGUAUAUUAUUCCCAUAUUAGUACGACGCUUGGGAUCAGAAGAAAUUCUAGAACCUGCUGAAGAAGUUCGACUCAAUUGCAUCCAUCUACUUCGACUAAUUAUUAAUAUCUACAAAGAAUAUAUGCCAGUAUAUAUAGAUGACUUCAUUGUGAUUUUAUCUAAGACAGUAAUUGAUAGCUAUCCUAAAGUGAAAAAAGAAACCUGUGAAGCUAUUUCUGAACUCGCUCAAAGUGCUCCAAUUCAAUUUUAUUCACGAUGUCAAGUUGUGAUUACACCAAUUUUGAGUAAUUUUACUCAUCAACAUCAUCGAGUUAGAGUAGCUAGUAUAAAAGCUAUUGGUCAAGUAAUCCAAUAUGGAAAUAGUAAACACAUGGAUGAUGUUGCCACUCGUAUGGCUGAACGGUUAUUCGAUCAAAGCGGAGCUGUUCGAGCGGCUGUCAUUGAAGUAGCUGGUUAUUGGCUUCUUAAUUUACGAGAUCGAUACAGUUGGUGGUAUAAAUUACUUCCUCUGCUGCUUACUGGACUUCAUGAUGAAAUAUUGGAAAUCAGAUUGAAAGCUACAGAACUUUGGGAAACUACAGGGCAAUAUUAUCUUCAGGAGAAUGAAGAAGAUGAAAAAGUUAAAAAUAAAAUGGAUUUUUUAGUUAAAACACUAGAUCAUUAUCCACCAAAAAUUAAAAGACCUAAUCUAGGAUGUCGAUUAAUCAUUCAACAAAAUGCUGAAAAAUUAAUUAGUGGAAUAUCAAAUGAGCUUGAAAAUUGGAUAGCUGAUAUUCGAGUUCGAUCAGCACAAUUACUCGCUGUUGUUACAUUGAAUGCUGAAAUAGAGAUAGUUCAACAUAUUGAGAAAAUAUUUCCUGCAAUGUUUCGUGCUUGUAACGAUGAAGAUUCAAGAGUUGUAGAAAAUAUUAUAUUAGCAGCAGAAUAUGUAGGAUAUUUUAUUUCGCCUCAAACAUACUGUAAAUUAAUCCUUCCAACGUUGAAAGAAGGAAACAUCAAGACAGGACAUUUAAUAGUUUUCAGUGCCAUUAUACGAGGAAGUCGAAGAAAUAGUCUGGUCGACAAGCUUCCAGACAUAGGCGAUUUCAUUCAACAAACAUACAUCUGUCAAAGUAAAAAAGCCAAUUACCAAUAUCAAAUUUUACGAUGUUGUGAAGCUCUUUUGAAUGUGUGUCAAGAGGAUUGUAAUGUGAUAACAAAUGAUCUGUUUAUUGCCAUUUUUACUGUUUGGUCAAUGACUCAAGAAGAAAAUCAUAAAAUAUUUGCAAAAGAAUUGAUGAUUACUCUACAGAAUGUAACAACGUAUUCUAAUCUUGAAGAUCUAUAUGCUUGCCAUCUUCCAAAAAUCUUAAUGAAAAUCCAAAAUUCAGCAGACAGUUGGUCUGUAUAUAGUCCUGAAGUUUAUAUUUUCACAUUAUGUCUGUCAGAGGCAAAAACAGCUUCUGCGAAAAAUAUAAGCUUAAUUAGACCAAUUUUACAAACUACCAUUAGUAAAGAAUCUGAUGCAGAAUUGCGACUAAAAAUGUUGAUUUUGAUGUCAGAUUUUUUUCAGCAUCAAAAUAAAACUUUAAUUCAAACAAAAAAUUCUAGUGAGUUCAUAAAGGGAUUUCUGUUAGAUAUUUUAACACCAGAGCUCAUUUGGUCUGCCGGUAAAACUGCUGAAGCAACCAGAACUGCUGCUGUAGGUUGUUUAUGUGCUAUUUUUAAUGAUUUUUCAUCAGAAAAUGAUAAAAAUGAUGAUAAUAAAUCUAGUUUUCGAUUCUACCAACAUGAGCAAACUAAGAAAGAAGAUAAUCUGAAAUUGUUCACGAACAAAUUGGAUUUUUCAGAAGUAUUCAACAAACUGCGACCUAUUUUAUUAUCAUUGAUUGAUGAUAAUGCCAGAAGAAUUAGAUUUUAUACGUUACAAGCUUUAUGUUUGAUAAUAAACGUCGGUUUCAAAUUAUCCAGUAUAACGGAUGAAGACAUUAUAGCUAUUUACCCGGUGAUUAUUAAACGAUUAGAUGAUGGUUCUGAUGAUGUUAGAAAUGCAGCCGUUGAAGCUUUAGUAUUUGUAUGGAGACCUCUAUCUAAACAAUAUGAUCUCCAAUUUGGUAAAAGUCACAUUGAUUAUUUGUAUACAACAAUGAUUGUUCAUCUUGAUGAUCCAGAAACAAACUUUCAGGAUUUAAUGCUAGGAGCCUUGUUAGAACUUGCAGUUAUUUAUCCUGAGUUGCUAAUUAAUAAAAUAGUCAAAUCUAAAUCGAAUUUCAGAAACCAGAAAGGUCUCGAUAAAUUAUUGGAGCGUUGUCAAGAACUGAUGAAAAUCAAAGAAUAA
This is a messenger RNA of Chelonus insularis, 3012 nucleotides long. It is a transcript of the gene Dnaaf5, whose product is annotated as Dynein axonemal assembly factor 5. Bases 421 to 3012 code for a protein of 863 amino acids. Gene Ontology annotation, molecular function: dynein intermediate chain binding. Gene Ontology annotation, cellular component: cytoplasm. The transcript is spliced from 6 exons. NCBI's taxonomy places the organism in Eukaryota, Metazoa, Arthropoda, Insecta, Hymenoptera, Braconidae. The record is from RefSeq and is a predicted model, not a curated record. Gene Ontology annotation, biological process: inner dynein arm assembly; outer dynein arm assembly; cilium movement.